GUGCGACUCUAAGUGUCUCAUGCCGUGAACCAGCGGAACACCUGAGAGUGGCUUUGGUUAUGAUCAACACUUUUCCGAGUGUCCGCGCUGUCUUCUCUCUGCCCGUAAAGAACGCGCCAUGGUGGCCCUACUGCUCCUGGUGGCCCCGCUGCUCCUGCACACAGGGCUUGCUCUGGGAUCAAACUUCGGUUAUGUGGAGUGGUCCGACAACGAAAAGGACGAAAAGAGUCCACCGGUCUUAAGCACGCAAAACAUCAACAGGGAGCCGCCCCACCACCCGACCUUAUACCCAGUGCCAUCCACCGAGCGCACGGUGGUGGCGCACAAGAUCGAGGAAGACCUGCCGCGGGUGGUGACCGCUUUCCUGCACACAGGCGACCCCUCGGCGCUGAGACAGGUGAACUGUUCUCGGAGGUACGAGCUGAGCAGCCUGCGGGGCGGCCUGCACGUCGCCUCGCACUACUCCCUGCACAGCAUCCUGGACACCGUGGCACACGCCACAAACUUCCUGAACGCGAUCCUGCAGGCCAACAGGUCCCGGGAGCAAACCCUGCGCAGGGACAUCCACUGGUACCACGCGCUGGUGCAGAGCAUCCUCGAGGGGGACCCCAAAAUCCACAGGGCGGUGGUGUCCUUCCACACCGACGCUCCGACGCCGGGCCCCCACAUGUUCCUGCAGGCAACGAGGACCGAAAAAGAGGUGGUGCUGCGGGACCUGUCCAGCUUUGCGCACCGGCAGAUGAGGAGCAGGAGCCAGGAGUCCGACUGGUUUAACGAGUUCAGGGACGGCAGGAGACCGCACUUGCACAGAAGAGUCAAAGAGAGUGGAAGUUACCUUCUGGACAAGAACCAGAUCAAGUGGUCGGCACCGUAUCUCGAGUGUGAACACGGGGCGUUUGUGCCCUACUGGCUCCUGACCCUGUCUGCUGGUUUCUAUGGACUGAAGAACAACUCUGCUCCGGAGUUCAGAGGUGUCGUUCGUGUGGACGUGAACCUGCAGGACGUGGACAUUGACCAGUGCUCCAACAGUGGCUGGUUUGCUGGAACCCACCGCUGCAAUCUCACCAGUAUGGAAUGCAUGCCCAUCGGUGGCCAUGGAUUCGUUUUGGACAAGUACAAGUGCCAGUGCAGGAGAGGAUUCUACCACCCACGCAGAGUGGCCCUCAAUGGCUUUAAAAGUAAGGAGCUGGGCUCUCACAGGGAUGAGACCUCGGACGUGUCCAACAAGUGCCUGCCAUGCCGCAAGGGUUGCCCCUACUGCCGGGAUGACACGCCCUGUCUGGUGCCGGAAGACGGGGCUCUGCGGCUCGCUGUGGCCGCCUUCCAGGGUCUGUGCAUGGUGCUGGACCUGGCCAGCAUGGUGGUGGUCUACCACUUCAGGAGGAAGAAGAGCAUCCGCACAUCUGGUCUCGUCCUGCUGGAAGCCAUCUUGUUUGGGGCGUUGCUGCUCUACUUCCCAGUGAUGAUCCUGUACUUCCACCCCAGUGUGUUUCGAUGUAUCCUCCUGAGGUGGGUCCGCCUCCUGGGUUUCGCCAUCAUGUACGGCACCAUCAUCCUCAAACUGUACAGGGUGUUAAAGGUGUUCCUGUCCCGCACAGCCCAGAGGACACCGUACAUGACCAGCUGGCGCGUCGUGCGGCUGCUGGCAGUGAUUCUCCUGGUGGUGCUUUGGUUCCUGGUUGCCUGGACCUCAGCCGUGUGCCAGAACCCCGAGCUGAGUCGGGCCCUGAUCGCUGCAGGCCUCACCCCUGAGGGACUCCAGUUCAGCAUGUGCCUGCUGGACCGAUGGGACUACAUGAUGGCCGUGGCGGAGUUCCUGUUCCUGCUGUGGGGCGUGUACCUCUGCUACGCUGUCCGCACCGUGCCCUCGGCUUUUCACGAACCACGUUACAUGGCUGUGGCCAUAUACAAUGAGCUCCUCAUAUCGGCCAUCUUCCACAUCAUCAGGUUCUUUCUGGUGCCAGGACUACACCCUGACUGGAUGCUCAUGCUGUUCUUUGCUCACACUCAUCUGACAGUGACUGUGACUCUGGGUCUGCUGCUCAUUCCAAAGUUCCUGACCAAAGGGACGCAGGCCAGGGAUGAUAUUGCCACAGAGGCGUACGAGGAGGAGCUGGACAUGGGAAGAUCUGGCUCUUACCUGAACAGCAGCAUCACCUCGGCCUGGAGCGAGCACAGUCUGGACCCGGAGGAUAUACGGGAUGAGUUGAAGAAGCUCUAUGCUCAGCUGGAGGUCUACAAAUGCAAGAAGAUGCUGGCAAACAACCCUCAUCUCCAGAAGAAACGCAGCUCCAAAAAAGGCCUGGGCCGUUCGCUGAUGAAACGGAUCACAGAGAUCCCAGAGACCAUGCACAUGCACCGCCAGUGUAGCCGCGAGGACGGCAGCGAGCACGGCAGCAACCGCAGCACCUUGAAGAGGAACCCGUUUGAACCGAGUCAUCAUGGAAAAGCUCGGGAUGACUCCCUGAAGAACAAAGUCAUGGGCUUGAAGAAAUCUCUCAGCUAUGAUCACGUUUGUGACCAGGAUGAAGAAACUGGAAGCCAAACUGGUUCCACAGCAGGAGACAAAACGACUCCUGUCGGAGGCGGCGGGGAGGGAUCCCUUCUGGGCUCCCUCAUUGGCCGCAGACACGCCAAGAAGCAGCUGGAACCCGCCCUGACCCCACCGAGAAUGGAACCGGCCGAGUCCACCGAGUCUGUGCCACUGUUCUGGAAGUCAGCCAGCGCUCACAACUUGACACACGAGAAGAAACCCGUCCUCCUGCGCACCUCCAUCAUGCAGAAGUCUCUGAGCGUGAUCGCCAGCGCCAAGGAGAAGAUGCCAGGGAUCACCAACAAGACGCAGAGUGUGGAGGACGCCAGUAAGAAGGGCCUGAAGGGACAAGAAGGCAGCAUGCUCUCUGAGGUGGACGAGAUGCCAGAGCAUUAUUCAAAAAUGAUCGUCAGCCAGUCGGUGGAGUACUCCAAGACCCCCAUGAAGAUGGGCAUCAUGAAACAACAGGUCAGCGGCAGCCAGCCGUCCAUUUGCUCUGAGAUCGGGAAGAACCUUUAUGACGUGUCCGAGGUUUGUCCCUGGGAAAUGGAGGAACCUGAGACGCCCUCUGAAGGAAAAACACAGAAACAUGUUUCUAUCGCUCCUGGAGAAACCACCGGUGAAACCCGCAGGAGAGGCAGCAGCAGCAGCUCUGGGAUCUCUAAAGGUAGCCGGUCCCAGCAGAGGCAGAAACCAGGGCAGUCGCCUUCCAACAGACGUCGCUCCAAAGAUAAAGGAGGAGAAAAAGAAGAAGGAAGGGAAAUGCGAAAAGCUCGGCCACCCAGGUCACCUCUGCCCCUCAAGCUGGAUGUGUGCCCCUGGGACUUUGAUGACCAGCCCAUGCUGGGAGGAGAUUCAAAUUCCAUCUCUCCAGACAGGAUCAGGCGAAAGAAAAGCGUCACACCCACAGAUGGGAAACCCAAGGGCCUCCACUCGGACCACUCCAAGUCCACAGGAAGCCUUUUACAGCCUCCCUCCCUGAUGGUAGAGAUCUGCCCAUGGGAUUACAACAGCCCGCCGUCCCCUAAACAGGAGAAGACCUGCAGCAGCCCCACGACGCACAAGAAGAAGCGGAAAGGCUCCUGCUCAUCCAACCACAAAGCAGAGAAGGGGAGGGAGAAAAGCAGAGAAAGGCGGAGCUCCUCCAGCAAGCCACCAUCAGAGAGGCGACGGGUCAGCCAGUCGUCUGAGUGCAGCGGGCCGGUGUCUGAGCGGCGAAGGAGCUCCACCAGAGACCCAGAGAUGAUUGAGGUCAGGAGGGCAGAGGUUUUCUCCCAGGAGAGCGAGCCCAGGAACACCAGCUUUGCACAGAAAACUAAACCCUCACCUGAGAGGAAGAAGGAGAGCUCUAGUCACAAACCUGAAGUCAUCAGCGGAGCCCAAAUGGCUGAUGUUUGCCCAUGGGACUUUGAGGAGCAAAACUCUGGGGAGAGGGCAUGAUGACUGGUGCGACGAUUGUUAUUUUUUUUUACUCACAGACUGACAACACACGACAAAGCAAAGAAAAUGAUUGACAAAGAUCCAACAUUGUAUUUGAUAUAAACUUUUUUUUUCUGAGUCACCUUAGUGUAAAAGAUCCUGCGAGGAAAAGAACAUCCCUCCUGCAGUGCAAUGAUGCAAUCCAAACACAACAGUUUGCUUUACAUCGUUAAAUCGCAGAGAAUGCAACUUCAAAGUCACUUUCAAGGAAUGUUUAGUCUGCACUUUUGCUUGCCCAUUUGUCACUAAAUUGUGUGUAUGUUUUUAUUACACUGACUACAUGGAGGUGACAUGUAAAAUCAAUCAUAUUUAUCAGCAGAUCAGACAAUAUUUUGGACACAAACAAAGUCAAUGCUUCAACUAAUGAGCUUUUUGUAUGCCACUACACUGACGAUACUCUACUUUACGUGGGAAACCAGCGGAGGCUUCAUCCAUCAGCUGCUGAUGAGGAAAACCAUCAGACCGGAGGAAAAGACUGUAUGUUUAGAGACACUGGACCAAAACCCCAGACGGAGAUCUGAUGCUUUCCCUUUAGGUCAAAUCCAAAAUUCGUGACACGACGAUGAUCUGUUUGAUUAGAGAAACGUGGGAUCGCAGUGCAGCUCAAUGAAGACGGCUGUAUGUUUCGAUAAACUCAAUAUAAAUGAUGUAUUUCUCUAACAAAAGCCAUAGCAUGUGGUAAAUCAUCAAGCAUCCAAAUAACUAAAUGUUUAUUGGUUAACUUGUUCUCAGAAACAACAGCAGAACUGUUGUUAUGGUAUUUGUCUCACUCUGAUGCUUCUGAAACGAUGUACAUUGCUAUCAAUAAUGAACAUGCGUAUCUCAAAUGGCUUUCAAAUACAUUUGAGUAGUACUGAAAUAUCUAUGAAGCGCUCCCUUCUGUUUAUUUACUGUUUACUCCUCUAUAUUUCUUCCCUGAAUGUCCCAUCUUAAAAAGGGGAAAAGAAACAAAAAACGUCUUUUGCAUUACAGGCUGUAGAAUCCACACACAUAGAGAAGAUGGAGUCUUUCAAGGACCAAACACAACCCUGACUACAGUGGUGGAUGAUGUGAAUAAUGCAUUAUUUUCUGUCGCUUAGUUUCCCUUUUUACAUUUACAUGAAUGCACCUGCCUCCAAAUCUAUUUACGUAUCCAAAACCACGACUAUGCACGACCAAAGAUUAUGUUUUUGCCACUUUCUCCCAGACAGAAAAAUGACAAAUCUACCAUUUCAACACAAGUAACGACAACAACAACAUCAUCCUUUCUGUUCUGUGAUCAGACACCCACCACUGACACCUGUGAUGCAACACAGUCACACACAAUAAUCAGCUCUGUGUCAUUAUUAGUGUGUGCAUGACAGUGAAAAUACAUGGGGCCAUGAUACACUUAGAUUCACCAGAAGUCAUAAAAGAACAGGCGCACACAGAACACGCAGGAUAACUUCAAAUAUAGAUGUCAUAUGUCAUCAUAUAUCCAUCAAGUGUUUUUCAGAAAGAGCUUCCCGAGUUGGACUGAGACGUGUUUUGCUGUCUCUCAAUCGGCAUUCAGUAACAGCAUUCACAAUUUGAAAGGCUCGAUAAAUAAACAUGACCCACCGAUGAAACUCUCACAAGGUGUUUUGCCAUAAGACGGUUUUAAGGUUGUUGGAAAGGAAACGUUGCAACUUGCCCACUUAGUGUACUUCAUGCUUGUUAUACUGUAUUUAAAGUGUUACUCGGAAAACGUUGCAAACUGUUGUAGCAUCCACAUGGGAGUAUUUAUACUGUACAUUCGUAAUGCGCUGCAUGUACAUACAGAAAAUACCCUGUUCUCAACUCUGAAUUAAAUAUUUCUAUA
Messenger RNA from Platichthys flesus (European flounder), 5831 nucleotides. RefSeq names its product G protein-coupled receptor 158b (gene gpr158b). Gene Ontology annotation, biological process: G protein-coupled receptor signaling pathway. Gene Ontology annotation, cellular component: membrane. Gene Ontology annotation, molecular function: G protein-coupled receptor activity. NCBI's taxonomy places the organism in Eukaryota, Metazoa, Chordata, Actinopteri, Pleuronectiformes, Pleuronectidae. The record is from RefSeq and is a predicted model, not a curated record. The transcript has 13 exons. Bases 119 to 3973 code for a protein of 1284 amino acids.